Molecule: messenger RNA, 423 nt
Organism: Lytechinus pictus (painted urchin)
Lineage: Eukaryota; Metazoa; Echinodermata; Echinoidea; Temnopleuroida; Toxopneustidae
Product: decorin-like
Exons: 2
Coding region: 1-423 (140 amino acids)
Molecular function (GO): protein binding
Source: RefSeq, a predicted model, not a curated record
AUGAGGACUUUGGUCGAUGUGGCAUGCACAGAUCUUGAUGAUAUGCCUCAGGAUCUCCCAUGCAACGCUGUUUCGCUUAACUUGAAGAGCAAUUCAAUCACGGCACUCAAGAAGGAGUCAUUCUCAUGUCUCGGAAGCUUGGUUGAGCUUCUCCUGUCCAACAACCGCAUUCGCUUAAUCGAGAAAGGAGUCUUCGAAGAAGUAACCCAACUGGAGUACCUUGAACUUGAUUCAAACUUCCUUCAAAGGAUACCAUACCUUGGUCCCUUACCGGCUCUCCUGAAGCUAUCAGUCACCAGGAAUUCUCUGAAAGAGUGGCAACAACAGACCCUUCGUGAUCCAUCAAGUACACGACUUUCAUCGCUAAAACUGGCAUUCAACAAACUCCAGAAUCUACCUAAAAUCCCAUUUAGAAACAAUUGA